Messenger RNA from Symbiodinium necroappetens, 1950 nucleotides. The record is from the annotation of a GenBank genome assembly. NCBI's taxonomy places the organism in Eukaryota, Dinophyceae, Suessiales, Symbiodiniaceae.
AUGGCCGCCGGGCCUUGCCGGCCAUGGCUGGCGCCAGUUCUGGUCGGCCUGGCUCUGGAGGGGCGCCGACGGUCAGAGAGGUCGUCGAGGGCCCCGUCCCGGUCUUGGCGGUGCCGCACGGCCAGACGAGCUCUUGAGCCAGGCAGUUCACCGGAAAACCGGAUCCGUAACUUCUCCAUCAUCGCGCACAUCGACCAUGGCAAGUCGACCCUUGCGGACCGUCUGCUGGAGAUCACCAACACGGUUACCAAAGAAGACAUGAAGCAACAGCUGCUGGACAACAUGGACAUCGAGCGGGAGCGAGGCAUCACCAUCAAGCUGAACACUGCUCGGAUGGACGUAAACGAGGGUGGCGAGGACUAUGUCUUGAAUCUGAUCGACACGCCUGGCCACGUGGACUUUACGUACGAAGUUAGUCGGUCCUUAGCGGCGUGUGAAGGGGCGCUACUCGUUGUGGAUGCCACGCAGGGGGUGCAGGCGCAGACCCUGGCCAAUGUGACCUUGGCUCUGGAAGCCGAUCUGGAGAUCGUACCUGUCCUUAACAAGUGCGACUUGCCAAGCGCCGAUCCAGAACGGGUCUGCAAGGAGAUCGAGGAUGUUGUAGGUAUCGACUGCAGCAAUGCUCUGCAGUGCUCUGCCAAGACAGGGGAGGGUGUUCCAGCCAUCAUCAAGAGCAUCAUCGACUGCGUACCAGCACCGGCAAAGUCCGAUGAGCAGACUCGCAUGCGGCUCCUGGUCUUCGACAGCUUUUACGACAACUACCGGGGCGUCAUCGCAAUGUUCCGUGUAGUGGAUGGAAGCAUCUCCAAAGGACAGAAGAUCCGGUUCAAGAACUCUGGAAAGGAGUUCCUCGUGGAGGAGAUCGGCAUCAUGAUUGGGGGCGCUCGAAAGCCUGUCCAGAAACUGAGCGUGGGAGAGGUCGGCUACAUCUGUGCCAACAUCAAGACAGUCGGUGAUGCUCGUGUGGGAGAUACCAUCAUCGAGGCAGGCACUGAGGACCAAGUGGAGGCUUUGCCCGGCUACACGGAGGCCACUCCGAUGGUCUUCUGCGGCCUCUUUCCCGCAGUCUCGGGGGACUUCGAUGCCAUGAGGAGCGCCUUUGACAAGCUGAGCUUGAACGACGCAGCCUUGUUCUACCAGCCUGAGAACUCGGUGGCAUUAGGCCUUGGCUUUCGCUGUGGUUUCCUCGGCGUUCUGCACAUGGAGGUCGUCAAGGAACGCCUCGAAAGAGAGUACGAUCUCGAUCUCAUCGUGACUGCCCCAUCUGUGGAAUACCAACUUCAGAUGAAGGACGGAUCUGAGACAACCAUUCAGUUCGCCAACAUGCUUCCACCACCCACGAACAUUGCAGAGAUCCGCGAGCCGUACUGCAUGCUGGAGCUGAUCGUUCCGGAGGAGCACAUGGGACCUUGCAUGGAACUCGCGGUUCAGCGUCGUGGCAUCUACAGGACGACCAGCUUUCUCACUCAAGGGCGUGCCUUGUUGGAGUAUGAGAUGCCCAUGGCAGAGAUGAUCCGCGAUUUCUUCGCUGAGCUAAAAAGCCGCUCGCGUGGCUAUGCUUCCAUGGACUACCGCAUCCUGGACUUCAGGCCUAACGAUCUGGUGAAGCUUGAGGUGGAUAUCAACAAGACCACGGCCAACCCAUUGGCGCAGAUCGUGCACCGCUCGCGAGUCCAAGAGUUUGCCAGGAAGAUUGUCAAGAUCUUGAAGGAGGAGAUCCCCGCUCAGCAGAUCAAGGUCAUCAUCCAGGCACGUAUCGGCACCCACAUCAUUGCCUCGGAGAACAUCAAAGCUGUGAGGAAGGAUGUCUUGGCGAAGUGCUAUGGCGGUGACAUCUCCCGCAAAAAGAAGCUGCUGCAGAAGCAGGCAGCCGGCAAGAAAAAGAUGCAGGCCAUUGGCAAGGUCAAUGUGCCUUCCGAAGCAAUUUUGGCAGUCAUCAAGCAGACUUAG